Messenger RNA from Tyto alba (common barn owl), 6952 nucleotides. It is a transcript of the gene SACK1B, whose product is annotated as family with sequence similarity 83 member B. Gene Ontology annotation, cellular component: cytoplasm; membrane. NCBI's taxonomy places the organism in Eukaryota, Metazoa, Chordata, Aves, Strigiformes, Tytonidae. The coding region runs from base 198 to 3281 and encodes 1027 amino acids. Gene Ontology annotation, biological process: epidermal growth factor receptor signaling pathway. The record is from RefSeq and is a predicted model, not a curated record. The transcript is spliced from 5 exons.
UUUCCACACCCACCGCGCCCGAGAGCGACGGGAAGUACCUGCGAUGAGCCCUCCUGCGCCGCCUUGACUCGCCGCCGCCGCGAUCGCAGCAGCCGGCUCGGACCGCCCCGCCGCUCCGCAGCAGAGACCCCGCCGCGAUACAUUUCAUCAGCUCACGAAUGGAAGUUUAAGAGUCUUUAUACAAAAUAUAUGUGAGAAUGGAAACUUCAUCUUUGUUAUCAUCCUUACAUGAUGAAUGCAGAUCAGACAACUAUAUUGAACCUCAUUACAAGGAAUGGUACCGAGUAGCUAUUGAUGCACUGAUUGAAGGAGGUUUAGAAGCCUACAAAGAAUUUCUUUCCAAAGAGAGAUGCUCAGAGUUCCUAGCGGAUGAGGAAAUUGAUUAUAUCUUGAACAAUGUUCACAAACUUCCUCAAAGCACGAUUUAUUCCUCUAACCAUGCCAUUGAUGACACCUCUUCCUCGGGAACCUACUGGCCUAUUGAAUCAGAUGUGGAAGCUCCAAAUCUUGACUUAGGUUGGCCCUACCUGAUGCCUGGAAUUUCUGGUGGCACAAAUAUUGAUCUGCUUUUUCAUCCACCACGAGCACAGCCUUAUACCAUAAAGGAAACUGUUCGGAAGAUGAUACGAGAUGCAAGAAAGGUCAUUGCCAUUGUUAUGGAUAUGUUUACAGAUGUGGAUAUCUUUAGAGAAAUUGUGGAGGCAUCUGCUAGAGGGAUUGCAGUGUAUAUCCUGCUUGAUGAGUCAAACUUUGGUCACUUUCUGAAAAUGACGGAGAAACAAGGCUGUCAAGUUCAGAGGCUCAGGAACAUGAGGGUGCGGACAGUAAAAGGACAAGAUUACUAUUCUAAAACAGGAGCAAAAUUCCACGGAAAAAUGGAACAAAAAUUUAUUCUUGUUGACUGUAAGAAAGUCAUAUAUGGUUCUUACAGCUUUAUGUGGUCAUUUGAAAAAACCAACCUUAGUAUGGUUCAAGUUAUCACAGGACAGCUGGUUGAAUCCUUUGAUGAAGAGUUCAGGACACUGUAUGCCCGUUCUUCUGUUCCUAGUUCAUUUGCCCCAGAAUUAGUGCGGGUAAACAGUCGCAGGAUACUCUGGGAUAAUGAUACAUACCAACACUCAGUGUCUUCCUUAGCUUCAGUUUCUAGCCAAAGAAACCUUUUUGGUAGGCAAGACAAGGUUCACAAGAUAGAUCCUGUUUGUUGGAAAACUCAUGGAAGAUACGCAGUAAAUGAAAUAGAUAAAUAUGUCUUGAGAAAUCAAGCAUAUAAUAAACAACCUUUUCAUCCAGGUUUUAAUAUGCAAAAUCCAAUCCAGCAGUAUCAACCUAGUGAAAAAAAUGAGCACUGGAAGAGACAUAGUUAUGCUGGGGAGAAGCCAGAAAGGACACCUUAUCUAUUGCUCAACAGAGCUAUUAAUAGAGCCAACAAUCCAUCAAAUACUUGGAAAAUGCCAUCUGAUAGCCUUAGUAUUGUUUCUUCAUUACGAGGAGGUUACGCAAAUAACUACAAUACACCACAGCAAAGUUUUGCUGAUCAGUUUUCACGACCAAAGGUAAAUCUUGCAGAAAGAAACUCAAUUGUACGGAGGUCUUUCAAUGGGACAGAUAAUCAUAUCCGCCAUCUGCAGCAAAGGAUGCCGACCCUUGAACACACAACAAAGUCAUUCCUACGUAACUGGCGAAUUAAGUCAUAUUUGAAUGAUCAAUCAGAUUAUCCAGUAGAGUCUAAUGGGUCGGCCUUGGGUGAUAGAUAUGAUAGCUAUGACACAGCUGAAAAUAUUAAAGCUCAUGCACUGUAUUCUCAUUCUCGCUUACGAUCAUCAUUGGUGUUUCAGCCAACUUUACCUGAGCAGCAGGAAGUAAGCAGCUGUGCAAGUUCUUCAAAUUCAACUAUAAUUGGAUCAGAGGGAAGUGCAACACCUAAGGGGACAUCUAAUCAUGCUCCAAGUGUGGAAAAUGGAACAGAUAAUAUUUUAGAAGAGCUUAGCACAACCAUCCCACUUAAAUCAGAUGCACCAAAAAACCACAGAAUUCAUAUUGCAGACAGUACAAAACCUAGUGUAAAUUCAACUACGACGGGCAACUCAUCUAUCUACUUGUACACAACACUGUGUGGAGACAAACAUGCAGAAAAUUUAAAGAACCUUCAAAAUGAAAAUAUGCUUAAGAGGAGAAGUUUCCCCAUGUUUAAUUCAAAGUCCAUAUUAGACCCUGGUGCUAACAAACAUGCAUCCAGUUAUGUUUACAGCACAUUGACUAGACAUAGACUUAAAGAGCCAGUUAGUCCAAAACUUCCAGAAGACACGCUGAAGAGCUCUAAAAGUUUGCACAGUAUGACCAACCACUUGCCACAGGAGGAAAAGAGCCUCAAAGGAGAGCUGAAGAGCCCAACUGCUAGCAAGGCAAUCUCUAUGGCUGCUCUCGCUGAAGCUAGCAAAGAGGAGUCUUGUAAGGAUUGCACAUCAAAGAAAGAAAGUAAGAAUUCCCCAAGUUUUCUAAAGAAAGGAUCCCAGAAAUUGCGGUCACUUCUUAAUCUCACACCAGACAAGAAGGAAAAUUUGUCAAAAAACAAAGGUCCUUCCUUUUACAGAAUGUGUAGUAGUUCUGACACUUUGGUUUCUGAAGAAGAGAAUCAAAAACCAAAGAUUUCUGAGAAUAAGACAGAUUCUUCCCCAAGGAGAAAGAGAAACACAUCAUCAAAUUCUCAAGGUAGCUUGAACAGAAGUAAAGAAGAUGUCACUGGGAGCCCAACAAAGUCUCCGAAGUCACCAAAACCUCAAAAACCUCCAUCUGAUGAAAGCAAUAAAAAGUGUCCUCUCUUGUGUCCCCUUGAAAGUAAGUUCAUAGAAACUGCAGGAGAUGCAUCUACCCCAAGAUUUAAUACAGAACAGAUUCAGUAUCAGGAUGUAAAGGAAGUCACCACAAAUACUACUCCUGAAAGUACCUCUGUUUCUGCUCUUCAAAGAUCAAGUUCAGUGACACCACAGCUGGCAAGUUCAAAACGGCAAGAGGAGCUAAGAUCUCGCUUGAGUGAAAGGCGUGUUUAUAGCCGCUUUGAGCCAUUCUGCAAGAUGGAAAAUGCUAGCCAACCUGCAGGAAAUGCACGCAACAGCAGUUCACAUCUCUCAGAUAUCAAAUGCAAGACCUUAGGGAAUAAUUACGGCAGGAGUAAUCACAUGGUCAGCUACAACUCAACUGCUUACCAUCCAUUGCAGCCUAAUGAAAAUAAGCUGAGAGGAUUUAUGCAAAAGUUUGGGAACUUCCUACACAAAAGCAAGUAGAACUUCUAUUGCUUAUGUUGAAACACAGCAAGAGUACCAAAGCUGGACAUAAUAUUAACUGGACAAGACUGAUGGGCAACUUUUGUAGAGCUUACUUGGGUUUCUUCUUGGGUCUAUGACACUGGAAUGAAUGUACAUAUUUUUACGUAGUUAUCCUAGAAUUGUUAUACUUAAGUCUUUACAGAAAUUCUGUAUCCAGAAGAUGUCUCAAGGGAGUUGUUUAUAGUGUUUAUAUUGUAAGAUUAAUUUUAUACAUUUUCCUUGUGAAGAAAAUAUGUACUAACAUAUUGUAAGAUUAAGUGUGGGGAAAAAAAGAUGGAGAAUGUUUUUAAACUUCAAAUAAUACUGUUUCCAAAGAUUUGCCCUUUAAAAAUAGGACAGCACUAGUAAUAGUGACUUGAAUUUUUUCAGCAUUUAUGUACACUUUCAAAUGAUAAACACAAAUGUUAAUGCAUUGCAUGUUACUUAUUUUUAAACUAAUUUUUGAAAACCUCUUUUAGGCUUCAUCUUGUUAAUAAUUUACCCCAUAGCAUCUAUCGAACUGUUUGAGCAGCAGAUGGAUCUAUCUUACUUUAUUGAGUUUUCCAUGUAAUAUGGUAUUUUUCUGAAGUAUUUGGCACACAGAUCUUAAAGUGGCCUUAAUCUGAGCUUUCACAGACUUGUUUACAUGGUUAAACUAGUGUGAAUGUAGAAUGAACGUUAAAAAAAUUAUUUAUAAAAAUGUGCCUUGAACAUAACUUACAACUAGUUCAAUUUCAAUGGGUUAAUUACAUUUGUAUAACAUGCCAGUAUUCUGUAAUGUAUUCUAAAAAUAGCUUUUUGUUACAUUUUUCUAUUUGAUAUUUCCAAAAAAAAAUUCUCCAUGGACUUCCGUUUCUCAGGUAAGUUUCUGAGUUUCACAUGCAACAGUCUGUUUCAAAUGUUGCCAGAUAUAUUUGUACUUUGGCUUUAAUAACCUAUUUUUUUAAAUAAGGUUGCAAGUGCUUAGACUAGGUAUAUGAGGGGGAUUGCAAACUCAACCUGCAGUGCUGCCUUAUGUCAGGAUGAAUAUUACAAGGCUGGGAACAAUUAGGCACCUAAAAAUGAGAUUCAUAAAGUCACCCAUCAGACAAUAAGGUACGUCUCCUAAGCCAAAGGAAGUAUCAGUGUAUGGUGAUAGUUGCAAGUGUUUAACCUUAAUGAAGCUAUUUAGGCACCAAACUGCAGUCUAAGGGAUACAUUUUUGUUCAUCUGAGCCUCUCAGUCAUAAAAAAAUUCCUGAUAUGAAGUGACAACGCCAGAUUAGUGCUUACAAAAAACGGGCAGGGUGCUGUGUUUGGGCAGCAGCAUGGCAUCCAUUUCUCAUCUGCAGUGUGCAGCCAGAACAUCCAGCUGGCUCAGGCACUCCUGGAUGUGGGGUUGGUCUCCUAGAAGAAUAGCAUAACCAUUUAGCUGCAAGAUGCUCUGUGACAGUUUUGUUCAAAAUUCAGAAAUUUGGGAAAACUAAUUGCUGAAAACUCAUAAUUCUUAUACAGGGUCUUCAUGUUUCAGGAGCAUGUUUUAAGAAACCACUACUUCCCUCUUAGAUCUGAAAGGUCCUACAGUGUUCUGUGGAGGAGUCCCACUAUGAAGAUCUUGGCUUUAUUCUCUAAAAACAAACACUGAAAAGGCAUUUCAUGCACCAGCUAGAUCGAUUUCAUUUGUAUCUUUUACCUGUGGCCCUGGGAAGAGAUUUUACACAGAAAUCUACUUCUCACCGAGAAUCUGCUCUGGCUCAUGUGAACUCACCAUAGUUAUCAUCAGUGAUUUCAGUGAAGCAGCGUCAACUUUUUAUUCAUACUGUUUCUCAGGCAACUUUAUUAAGCUGGUGCAGCAUGACUAACUGUUUCACUGUGGGGAUAGUAUUUAUUUAUGAGAGUGACGAAGUCUUGCAUCUCAAUCCUCUGCCAAAGUUUAGAUGUCCCCUUUACCUGUGACUACAGAAGAUUUUUAUUAAUUUCAUAGUGAACACUGGUGACUUUGUUCACUCCUUGCUGAAAUGCUAUAGUUGGUAUUUUUCCCAAAUGAACACUUAUACUGAAAUAUUCUGUAUAAAUUUUCAGACCCAAGUCAAGGAGUGUCUUCUUAGUACACCAGGCAUAUUUUGGAUAUAGGCAUAGCAUAAUUCCACAGCUACGCAGUCAACAAUGCAAUACUGUACUUUUUAUAUCUCUUAAUAUUUUUUAGCAGAGCAGACAGCUAUCCAGGAUAGUGCCUGAAUUAACAGUGCAGGAAAGGAACUUAAUCAAGAUGCAGGUGGUGCUAAGAAUUGUGGGGGUAGGUUUUAGGAGGAUGUUUAGUUUUCCCUAGUAUUCUUAUGAGCUCUGACAUACACUUGUAGGCAGUACUAUGUUUGGGAAAGAAAUGACAGAGGGAGAACAAGGUUCUUGGGGCAAGUUUUUAAGUGACAGUGCUUUCCAUUUUGUAGUAAAGUUUAUGAAAUCUAUUUUAAUACAGUUUGGAAAUAUUUUACUGUAUUUUUCAAAGUAGAUUGCUAAUUAGAGAGUCCUGAGAAGGCAGAUAUUUUAAUUUACCAAGUUGUCUAUGUUUAUAGAUAUAUACUGCUAUUUUGUACCUACAUGGAAGAUUAAGAGCCUUCAGUGAAGAGCUUGCUCAUAGACUUAAUAAUGCAAAAAAAUGAUAAAUGAUCACAGUAGAACUAGCGUUUUUUCAUUUUCAGAUCUCUCCUCAGAGAUCCCACAUAGGAAUGUUGCUACAUUAAGGCCUGAUCUGAGGUUAAUUGAAAUGAAUGCAAAAGACCAACAUGGACCUCAAUGGAAGUAGGAUCAGACACUUAAUGUACUGACACCACUAUUUUAGAAAUGCUACAAGACCCAGGGCUGCUUGAGGAACACGAGGCUCUAACACCACAAGAAGAGCAGCCCCAUGCCCUGCCUGCAGCUGUGGCUUUGAAGGUGGGGGAGCACACCGGGGAGCUCCAUAGAUGAUGGAGGACCAACUGUUAUUUGGUUCCCUCCAGAACUGUGUGGUGAAGGUGGAAAAACAGCACCCACCCAGUCCUGUCUGAUUUGCCUCAUGUGUCUGUAGGAACCCAGCUGUUCACAAAACAGAAAGAAAAAGUAUGAGGGGAAAAAAGGUAGCUGCAUCUGCAAAGAAAAAGGAUAUGCAUAUUUCUGGAAGGAAAAGUAGAGUUUGUAUUUUUGAACCUCCUUUUCCCAAAGCUUGUCUUGAUAUUUCUGCUUUUCCAAGGAGUUGCAUUUCAUGCAGUGUGUCCUAAAUGUGUUCUGCACAUUGCAGGUUUGUUACACCCCGCACACACCCAAUGCACUCCCAGUUUUGUAAGGCUGUGAAGUAAUAGCUGUUGCUGUGCAUGACGGUCAUUUGGCCAAAUGGCUUUGGAGUUGUGAAACACAUAAAAAAUGAUGCAUCAUUUCCACACUAAAUAAAACUCCAUUAGCACCAUAAUAGAUCUAGGAGGGCAGCCAUGCAAAAGCUGAGUUACGCAGUGCUGAGCAUGGUCCUCAGGACCACCGUCAGCAGCGGAGGGCAGUGAAGCCAGGAGGUAUAGGCUCCUCAUAUGGUGCCCAUUCAAUUCAUGUCAUAAAUAAACCACCCCUACAUACGGUCAUAAUACUUAGUGAAUCGAUUGCUUCAUUUCUUCAGCCCUGUAAUAAACAACUUUUACCACCUAA